Chelonoidis abingdonii (Abingdon island giant tortoise) is the source of this 843-nucleotide messenger RNA. It is a transcript of the gene SLC51B, whose product is annotated as SLC51 subunit beta. The record is from RefSeq and is a predicted model, not a curated record. Gene Ontology annotation, molecular function: transmembrane transporter activity; protein heterodimerization activity. Gene Ontology annotation, biological process: bile acid and bile salt transport. NCBI's taxonomy places the organism in Eukaryota, Metazoa, Chordata, Testudines, Testudinidae. Gene Ontology annotation, cellular component: plasma membrane.
AUGAACUCACUCUGGAUAAUCCUCCUCCUACUGGUGCAAGUAAAGACAGAGGGUGGUAGAUAUUUCGCUAUGGCUCUUACCAGCACACAAAUGCAUGACGAGGUGGAAGGCAAUCCCACUCCUGGAAUGCCUAUGUCUCAAGAACAACUACAGGAGAUGGUGUGGUUUUUCCGGAGAGGAGAUUCAUCCACGUGGAAUUACUCCAUUCUAGUCCUGUCCUUUGUGGUUCUGUUUCUGGGCCUCCUCCUUCUGGGAAUAAAUAUCAUGGCAAACAGAACUAGAAAGAUUAUCCUUGUGUAUGAACAAGCUGCCAAAACUGCCAAACCAGCUGAGCCAGAAGCCAAGCCACCCUUUGUGGAUUUGAAGGAAGAUGAUAACUUGAAUCCUUUAAUGCAAGAUUUGCUGCCGAAAGGACAAAGACCAGGGGAGGUUUUGGUUCAGUGGAAGGAUGGCAACGUGACAGCCCUGUAUGCAGACAAGCCAGAGGAGGACAUGUAACAGUGAGCGCAAUCUGAGUCUAGACCCCAGACAAAUAUUUCACCAAGUGUCAUGUAUCUAAAUUCAUGCUGACUGGAGCUUGGGAAGUUAAGCACAGUUUAUCAAAGGGAAUAAAAAGAAAUGGCAGAGGAGAUUCCUCAGCAUGAGCCGCUCUUGACUCAUAUAAUCUGGUCUCGUCUCACCUGCUUUGAUGCCAAUAUGGCCUGAUCCUUACCUGCUGCUGUCGUUUGGUUCCAAGGCUACUCCUACAUGCCAGCUUUGCCCACCCUCUCUUAUCUGUUAUUCGCUUCCACUGCAAAACAAUUAUAUGAGCCAAACCAGACAAGGAAGGGGGGAGGAUUUUAC